UCAUGUCAUCGUGGUUCUUCGAUCAUCGAUGCGUUGUAUAAAAUUUAGUCUUAUAUGAUGGAUUAUUAAAAUUGGUAAUAAAAUAAAAAUGAGCUGGAAUAAAAUUUCAUGUAACCGGCGAGAGCUGCAGUUAAUUGGCACUCUAAAUGGAGGUCAAAGUUUCAGAUGGACACAUGAUAAGGAUAAAGAUGAAUGGACAGGAAUAUUCUCAAAAACAGUUUGGAAAUUACGACAAAUUGAAGAUUAUUUACAAUACAAAGUGAUUGGAACUUUGCCUGAAAAUAGCACAAAAUCUAACAAAAACAGUAAACAAGACGAAAAGUUCAAAAAAACUAUUGAAAGUUAUUUCCGACUUAACUUAAAUUUGUUGGAAUCUUAUAAAGAGUGGUCAGGAAAAGAUGAACUUUUUAAAUCUUGUUGUCAACAGUUUUAUGGUAUUAGGAUGUUGAAACAGGAGCCCGUGGAAAAUUUGUUCUCAUUUAUUUGCAGUCAAAAUAACCAUAUAUCAAGAAUUUCAAGUAUGGUGGAGAAGCUCUGUACACAAUAUGGAGAAGAGAUUUGCAGUAAUGAAGGAGUCACUUACUAUGCAUUUCCUACUGUAGACAAGCUUGCUCAGCCAGAGGUGGAAUCAAAACUACGAGAGUUAGGUUUUGGAUACAGGGCUAAGUUUAUACAGAAGUCUGCUGCUCAGAUUGUGGAGUUGGGUGGGGCGAAGUGGUUCCAGACUCUACAGGAUAUGAAGUAUAAAGAUGCAAGAUCUGAACUGAUGAAGUUACAUGGUAUUGGACCAAAGGUGGCCGAUUGCAUAUGCCUCAUGUCCCUUGACCACCUGGAAGCUUUACCAGUGGACACUCACGUGUACCAGAUCGCAGCACAAAACUACCUACCACACCUCAGAGGCAAGAAGAAUGUCACAGAGAAGAUGUAUGUGGAAAUUGGUGACCACUUCCGGAAAUUGUACGGAGACAUGGCAGGAUGGGCCCACACUGUAUUAUUCUGUGCGGAUCUUAAAAAAUUCAAGCAGAAUGAGAAUGACGCACCUGACGUUAGUCAGCCGAAAAAAAGGAAGAAAAAGUAAUAUCUGUGAUAAUUAGGAUUAAGAAUAAAAAAUGUGUUACAUGCAUUUCGUACUUUCUUUUUA
Molecule: messenger RNA, 1141 nt
Organism: Amyelois transitella
Lineage: Eukaryota; Metazoa; Arthropoda; Insecta; Lepidoptera; Pyralidae
Gene: Ogg1
Product: N-glycosylase/DNA lyase
Exons: 6
Coding region: 89-1078 (329 amino acids)
Biological process (GO): base-excision repair; base-excision repair, AP site formation; nucleotide-excision repair
Cellular component (GO): nucleus
Molecular function (GO): 8-oxo-7,8-dihydroguanine DNA N-glycosylase activity; damaged DNA binding
Source: RefSeq, a predicted model, not a curated record